AACGUGUUACGUCACAGCCCGAGAGCGCGGAUGUGUGUGUAUGUGUGUGUAAGAGAGGGGCAGCGAUGAGAGUGAGUGUGUGUGUGUGUGUGGCUCAGGCAGGGUGAGAAUGGAAAUGUGAUCGAAAAGGUAGAAGAAGUAAAUGAAACACUAAGGGAAGAAGAGAAAGUCUCGGAUCUGCGCUCUGAGCUCUGGAAUUACACAUCCGAAACAUUUUCCCGCAAAACUUGCUGAGAGUUGUCAUUACCGGCGCGUGGACUGAGUUCGAGGUGGGAACAAGCGAAAAAAAAAAAACCAUCUCCAGGAAGGUGGACUCCCGCUUCCCUCGCCCCGGCGGCCUGGGAAUCACGCGCCAUUGAAGAAGGCGAUAAUGUGCAUGCGCUUUGUCUACACUACGUGCACGCUCGGGUCGGUCGAUGCGAGCACACUGGCGUGGCUCUUGGCCUCCAUUUGCCAGUUUGUGUUUAUGUUCGAGGGAUUCGCUGAGGCCCGAUGAACGGCGACGACGACGUGCAACAGUUGGAUUUACGCCUUGAACGUUGUUAUUAUAUCGCCGCCGUAGCACACGAGGCAUUCAACCGAUGUUGAAAGGUGAGGCGUCAGUGCAAUCUCCAACUUUUCCAACUUGGUCUCAGAUGAAGAGAGACGACCAGAGUCGUUGGUGAUGCCUGCCACAGACUCUGAACUCACAUCAAUGGAGGACUCCCAUGCAUUGAAGGAUGAGGAAGGAAGCUUGACUAAUGUCCCUUCCUCAGUUCCUCCCACUACCGUCCCUCCUUCAACCCUCCUUGUUCCAGCCACUACAAAACCUAAUUUAACUAGUGAGACCGUGAUUGAGACUAAAGCUGUUUCAGUGGCAAGUAAUGACUGCAGCUUGGCUCUCUCUUCGCCUGCUGAAGCUAGCCCAGCCAAGCCGGCUGUGACAUCGCCUACUAACUUUGAUGAGACCACUGAAACAAGUCCAGCUACCUCACAUAUAGCAUCAGCAUCAGACUCCCUUAACUGCACAGGGACGCCAUCUCCUGUGUUGCCAGCUACAACAUUUGGCAACCCAGAUCCGGAAACUGACUUUCCUGCCAUACUGACCUUCAAAGGUGUCAGUGUCACGCUGGAGAAUAAUGGUGUGUGGAAGCAAUUCAACAGCCGUGGGACUGAGAUGAUUCUUACUAAACAGGGGCGCCGCAUGUUCCCAUACUGCAGAUAUCGCCUGGCUGGUCUAGAUCCUGAGAAGCAGUACAGUCUGGUCCUGUCCGUAGUUCCAUCGGACUGCUACAGGUACCGCUGGAACGUGUCCAAAUGGGAGGUUGCCGGACUUGCAGACCAACAGACCCAGGGUGUGAUCAGGGCAUUUUCCCACCAUCACUCACCCUGUCGAGGCUCAGAGUGGAUGAAUGGCUUGGUAUCUUUUUACAAACUCAAACUGACCAAUAAUGUCCGAGAUCAGAGAGGUCAUAUAAUCCUACACUCCAUGCAUCGUUACAUUCCUAGACUACAUAUAAUUCCUGUUUUGGAUGGGAAAGCUGUCACACCUGAAAAGCCCAUUUUCAUGGGAACAGAAAGCAUUGCCUUUACUUUUCCGCAAACUGAAUUCAUGGCUGUGACGACUUAUCAGAACUUUCGGAUCACCCAGCUGAAAAUUAAUCAUAAUCCUUUUGCGAAAGGCUUUAGGGAAGAUGGGAACAACUCCCGCCUUAACAGGUUCGUGCCAUUGGCUCCACCUGUGGCGAAGCCAGACAGUCAGCCUUCUGCUUUAGAAGCUGCCGAACUCAGUCAAACCAAGGAAGAAGUUGUGGAUUUGAACACAAAGAAUGACAGAGUUUCUCCUUCUCUCUCAAAUAAUCAAAAGACCAGACUAGUCCUGAAGCCCAUUAUGUCUACCAUUGCCAGUAAGGAUGAAUUAUAUGUCCCCUGUAUAAGAGGCAGUCAUGCCCUUGGUGAACUUGUGCUUGUCCAAAAGCAUCCAGGUGUGGAACCCAGUCUCAGUGUAACCCGUAACACACAGCAAGGGUUCAGAGCAAUGCCUUUAGCAAAAUCCACCGUUGCCGCUUCGACAGUGUCUACCCCGGGAUCAUCAUCUGGGUACCGCAAGAAGAGGAGGAGGAUUAACAGGCGUUGGGCAAAUUCGCGGGGAAGAGAGUGGAAGGCUGCAACUGCCUCCCCCUCGGUAGUCCAUAGCCCUUCAUUGACUGUCGCUAUGCAACCGGAGCUGGAUGAUGUAGAAGGCCUGUUGUUUGUGUCUUUCAGCUCAAAGGAAGCUCUUGAGGUUCAUGUCAGGGAUAAGCAGACCAAUAACUCAUCAUCAGCUGCUCCAGUUUCCUUAACGACACCGAUGCGCUUGAAGCAAACAGUGGGGGUGAUUCCAGAGACUGAUGAGGGGAAGAUGGCCCGCUUGGAGACUGUCCUGCUGCAGGACCUCCAUGUUCUCAAACACAGACAGGUCAUUCAUCCUGUGCUGCAGGAGGUGGGGAUGAAGCUAAGUUCCCUAGACCCAACAAAGUCCAUCGACCUGCAGUAUCUGGGGGUUCGUCUGCCGCUUCCUCCACCAAACCAACCAGAGCAAGGCAACACCACACCUGCAGGAGAUGACGGGUUGCCCUUCAUCUCCCGGACAGGAAAGACAAGUGACAUGACAAAAAUAAAGGGAUGGAAAAACAAGUUCAUAAAAAGCAAAGAAACGCCUCCCUCGAACUUUGAUGGAUCACAAAAGAACCUAUCAGCCUUCUGCAGCAACAUGUUGGACGAGUACUUGGAAAGUGAAGCCCAGUACAUCAGUGAGCGUGCUGCUGCCUUCUCCACAAACCCCGAGGCCUCUGUGGCCUAUCGGCUGCCUGCUAAAGGUUCCAGUUAUGUGAAGACCCUGGAAAGCGUUCUCAAGCAUCGAAACACUGCCUCCAAAUUCCCAGUGGGGACCAACAAACCCUGUCCUCUUUCUCACAAAUUACCCCCCAACUCAGCCCCGACGUCAUCGGCUUCUCCUCUGGCCAGCCCUUCGACUUCUGUUCAGACAGGAGCUCAGUUGCCAGGAACUGUGAUAACAAACGCUGCUUCUGGAUCUAGUUCUAUUUUCCAUAGAUUAUCUGCAUACCUUCCUGGGGUCAGCCAGAAAUCAGUGGCGUGCUUUGGGCAAAGCCAUGGGGUGUCACACAGGACAUCAGGCCUCACUAAGUUCCAGCUCAACCUGUUGAACAUGGAGACUGGAGCCCUGAAUGAGGGUCUGAGCAGAACACAGCUGACACAAGACAGGCUGAAAGUGGCUCUGUCUGUGAUACUAACAAAAGAGAUGCAGGCCAGUCAGAUCCUGAAAGGAAUCCAGUAUCCAAAGAAUAAACCCAAGGGACCCGAAUGUGGUCAGGACUUCUGCAGACUGGGCUGUCUGUGCUCCAGUCUCCAGCAGGUGAACAGAGGUCCCCUCCACUGCCGGCGGCCUGAAUGCAUGAUUGGCUGCUCCUGCUUCAAACGCAAGAUCACCAAGCAGUUGAGUGUGGGGGAGAGUGAACAACCGAUCCAACCUGUUUACUCUGUGACUAGUAUGGCACAUCUGGUCCAGCCUCGCCCAGGCACCCAUACAAAUAGACUGUGGAACCGUAACGUUAAUGAUGUGGACCCAGACCCGCUCUUCACCCCCAAAAGUGCUCCUCUGCAUUUGGUCUCGAUGAAGGCCAUAAAACGCAGCAGCGUAUCUCGUCCACCGCAACUGAUUCGAGAAGAGGAUAAGGAUCCAGUGUAUAAAUACUUGGAGAGCAUGAUGACAUGUGCUCGUGUAAGAGAAUUCAACAGCAAACCACCUCCUGAAGUCUCCAUGGAGCCCAAGAUCCUUGAUAUUUCUGCACCAAACAUCACAGAAAAAGCAGGAAAGGCAACUGCUGAUGACUUGCUGAAAAAGUACAGCAGAAAUUUACUGACUGUGAAAAAAACGGAAAAGACUUCUCAGGGGACCACGUCUAACGAAACAGAUGUGAGAAAGCAAAUCGAGAUCCAGUCGGCGUGUCAGUGGGACAAGGACUGCAAUAAAGUCGUGGAAGCUUUGUGUCAACGUAUGAAUCAGAAUAGGCUGUCUCAGCGCUUCUACAUAGGACCUUACUGUAUCCAUCCAGUCGCCAAGAUCUCCAUACGGAAACCCAGCGGGUCCCUCCUCACCUACAGGGUACGCAUCAGCAAACCAUCACAAACCAGUGAUGAUGAAGAUGAAUUUGAUGACGGGGAUGAGGAUUGGGACAUGGAAGCAGAAGAGGAAGGAGACCAUAUUGAAGAUCCAGUGAUGCGGGUUGGAGUCACACCCUUCCUGAGCGGAGUGCUACCUGUUGGCAAACUGAGAGCCAAGACCAAACCUGUUGGCUUCCAAGCACAUGGACUUAUACAGGUAAAUGGAAAAUCCUACAAUCAGGCCAGACUGUUGCUGGGGAGCAUGGGGUCUCUACAUCCAGCCAACCGCCUUGCAGCAUACGUCACAGGUCGACUGCACAUGCUGGCUGACAUCUCUCACAAAACCUCUCAGAAAUCAGAUCCUACAAGCCAAAUCAACACUCCUGGUGCUCUGCACAUAAAGGCUGCUGGCACAGUAGUCCCUCCAAUUAUAACUGCAAGGAAAACCACUGAGCUGAAGACACCAACACAGCCAGCAGUUGGACUGUCCCAGGCCGACACUUGCAGAAAGGGAUCCAUUGCAUUGCCGCCUGUUUCACAAACCUCCUCUAACAUCAACCCUGUCCACACGCUUGCCUUGGGCCAACGCAACUCAGUCAACCCCUUCCAGAGCUCCACGUCCUCGCCUGUCUCUCUCACCGUCUCGCCGUCGCUGAAAACCCCCAGCUUCUUAGGACAGAGUGGGACUUAUUCCUUCAGGAUCUGCCCUCCAGCUAACCAAGGUACCAAAGACCAGAACCUACCAGGAGUCACCCUGCCUGGUGGCUUCACCCUCAUUCAGCUCCCUACACAUGGAGCUGAAGGAGGUGCAGAGCAGUCAGAAUCUGCCAGUUCAACAAACAAGGCUGAUGUGGAUAAAGCCCCACCCCCACCCCUGAGCACAUUUGCUAGAAGUAAGAAUCUGUUGAGCAGCGGAUCUGUUGGGCCUGUGCUCUCCUCCUCUGGGCUGGUGUGUGAUGAGAAAAUGCCCUCAGAUGGGAGCGGUGAAGCCAAGAUCAAGCAGGAGGCCUCAAACCUGGACAUCACUUCAGAGGACUUAAGCUCCAACUCCUCAGACUACUAUGGAGAGGGUGACGAAGAUGAGGAGGAUGUGGACAUUGAGACAGUAGAAGAAGUAAGACAAGGACUGAUGAUCAGUAAAAUGAAAGAAGCUCUCAGGAAAGCAUUAAAGCAGUCACGAGGCCCCAGUGAUAAUUUUGAACCAGCAAGAGAGGUCCAGGGUCAAAUGGAUAAUAAACACGAAGAGUCUAAGGCUAACAGGAGGAGAAAGAACCACACUGUGCUAGAAAGGCAGAGACGUUCUGAACUGCGGAACCUCUUUGACAAGCUCCAGACCAUCCUUCAAAGUGAUCCGAAGGCUCCCAGGCUCCGCCUCCUCUCACUGGCCCUAAAAGAAAUCCAAAAUCUGGUUGAGACGUCCAGAUAUCUGGAAGAGAAGAAGAGGAGGCUGAUUCAGAUGCAGUCUGUUUAUGUGAAGGAGCUUUCCCUUUUGUCUGGGAAGUCAGAUAAGGCCAUUAAACACAAGCUGAAGCAGAUCUGCGACAGACAGAAAUUGAGAGAAAAUACGCAGAAAUGGAGGCCCUUCUUUUCCAGUCUACUGCAGUCAAGAGCUGCUUAUCUGCAAACCAAUCCCCAGUCCAAGCUCCUGCCCUCGCCUCUGUCACAGCCCGACCGCUUCAUGACUCUGUUUCCGGCUAGCCUGCACACCACUGCAUCCCAGCACAAUAGAGACCAGAGACUCUUGCCUAAUCCACAUUCUAUGUCUGUAGCAGUGUCCUCUCCAGCCCAGGUUGAGGUCACCGCCCCCUCACCACAGGAACAACCAGGUGAACCCGCAACCCCAUCACAGGUCACUACGUCCAGUUCAACGUGCCAGCCUCAGGUCCCCUCAGUCACAGCCAUACUCAAGGUCACCACAGGCCAGAAUGGAGCCUCACCUGUGACCUCAGCACCCCAUUCCAGCAAUCCCUCUGUUCGCCUUCGGCAGCCUUUGACUUAUCCUCUGAUUCGCUCCAAGACUGGCAGAAUCAUACUUCCAUCAUCUCUGAAACCAACUGGUCAGGUCUAUACGGUCAUGGUCAUGAAUGCCAAAAAGAAGGAAGAGGAUGGUGAAAAUAAUAGGCAACCUCCUGACAUGGAUUCGUCCAAGAACCGAAGCAACAGCCUUUUAAAAUCUGACCAUUCUUCAGAAAGCUGUCAUAUAUUGGAUGAAGAGAAAACUGUGAAAUCAGUGGAAGAGGAGAAAACCUCAUCAAAAUCAUCAAACUCUGAACCAAAGCGUUCAGAUGUAAAACCCCCCCUGGCUGAGCUUGCCCUCCUUAACAAAUCAAUCUUUGUGCCUUUGGUGGCUGUUCAGGCUGCAGAGAACAGCCAGGAGGGAGGCGCAGUGGCAGGUUUGAGGAAAAAACUGGCAAUCCCUCCUCUCCGCCGCGGCAGAGGCAGACCUCGAAAGAGCGCUGUUAUCCCUGUUAGUGAAAACAGAAAACCUACUGUGGUAGAACACUCCAGUAAAAGUGCCAGUGAAAGUGAAACAUCUAUUUUGGAUGAAGAGAGCCAAAACGAAACGAUGACAUUGGAAUUGGCCAAAGACACCUCAGAAAUGGUUAGUGAUGACCCUGUACCUGUAAAACGAGGCAGAGGAAGGCCACCGAAGAAGUCGAUGGUUGGAUGGAUGCGCAGUCGUCCGACUAUGGGAGCAGGAAGUAAUCUAUCUAAAUCCGAUGAGGACGAUCCUGUUGGACUCCUUUUUAAAAGCCCCCGCACUAAAUCCAACUCCAGUCCCGCAACGACCAGCUUGCUUGGAGAUAGGAACGCAUCUCGGCCUUUAACCCGAGGCGCUUUAGGGAAGGACUUCCCCAGUGCCAAGAAACGCUCCUGGAAAGAUAUAGAAAAGGAACUGGAGCCUGAGCUUCAAUCUGAAUAGUUCUCGCAUCUUGCUGUCGCUGCAAACGCCAGUGCAUGCAGUCACAUGACCUCAGUUAUCCUCGGAGCUUGAUGCUGCUCUUUUCCGUACAUGUUACCAUAAGAAAGGUUGUUUUUGGUAUAAAGAAUAUAAGAAAAAGCAUUAAUUGUGACCUGCUGAAUGUUUCAUUGAUAUGAAUAAUAACUCCCACAUUCGGUUUCGAUUUAGUGCUUUAUAAUAUAAGUUACCAAGUUAAGGUCUUUCACUGUCCUUUAUUACUGACCUGUCUUAUGCAAAUGAGAACAAAACUAGAGAUUGAGUAAAUCCAAUAUGUUAAGCCUUGCAGUGUGUCCUGAAUAAGACCAGACAGUGCACUGCUACAUAAACUGCAAAAUGUAAAUGUUAACUUAUGUCUUUUUUUUUUAAAUUGCGAGUUAGUUUGAUGUAUUCUUCCCUUUCAAAUUCUUGUUUAACUAACUCAGUGAAAAUCAUCUGUAGUAGCACUUUAUGUUUUUGGUAGAGAACCACCCAUGAUGUCAUUGUUUUAGUUUGUGUUGUAACAGAAGUGAUCUGCAUUCUGAGGGGUUAGUUCACUAAUAUGCAUAUAAACCUAAUGUGUCACAAGCAAUCAAGAUAAACGCUAUUAGCCAUAGAGUGUAUUUAAGGAAAUUACCUCUGAAAAUAUUGUAUUUCUUUUUUAAUUCCAUUAUGUUUAUUUACUUUGUGAAUGAUUUUGAAACACUGGUUCUGCUGUUACUUCAGUUAAAUUGAAAAUGUGACAAAAACAUUGCCUUUAAAGUCAAUAAAAUAACUACAUGCA
Molecule: messenger RNA, 7865 nt
Organism: Scatophagus argus
Lineage: Eukaryota; Metazoa; Chordata; Actinopteri; Scatophagidae
Gene: magl
Product: MAX dimerization protein MGA-like
Exons: 22
Coding region: 665-7066 (2133 amino acids)
Biological process (GO): regulation of transcription by RNA polymerase II; positive regulation of DNA-templated transcription; cell fate specification
Cellular component (GO): nucleus
Molecular function (GO): RNA polymerase II cis-regulatory region sequence-specific DNA binding; DNA-binding transcription factor activity, RNA polymerase II-specific; protein dimerization activity
Source: RefSeq, a predicted model, not a curated record